UUUCUAUGCAGUUUGAAUUGUUUACCUGAUGGUCGCGCCACAUGUCGGUCUGUACCUGGACUUUCAAAAAAUCAAUUAGAACUUUGCUAUAAGGCGAGUGACGUAGCAGUCGUAGCACUAGAAGGUCUUGACAUCGCUAUUAAGGAAUGUCAAAUACAGUUCCAAUGGCAUCGCUGGAACUGCUCCUCGCUAAGUGUUAAAAAUCGAAAUCCCCAUGCUUCUAAUUUAUUGAAAAAAGGCUAUCGAGAAAGCGCUUUCGCAUUUGCUAUAUCUGCAGCUGGAGUUGCUCAUAGUGUGGCUCGCGCUUGUAGUCAAGGACGUCUCAUGUCUUGCGGAUGUGAUCCUUCAGUAAAUCGUAAAGCGUUAAAUAGAAAUCUACGGCAGAGUCUAGAAAAGGAAAAAAAAAUCUUCUUAAAAUAUUUGGAAAUAAAUCAAAUUCUUACAAACAAAGAGGAAAAAAAAUAUGAGAGAGCCAAAGCCAAAAGUCGUUGGAAAUGGGGAGGCUGUUCACAUAAUAUGGAUUUUGGUGUAGAAUUUUCAAAACUCUUUCUGGAUUGUAGAGAGAAAGCUGGCGAUAUACAAUCAAAAAUUAAUUUACACAACAACAAUGCUGGACGUAUGGCUGUUUCGAGUAAUAUGGAGUUACGCUGCAAAUGUCACGGAAUGUCUGGUAGUUGUCAAUUAAAGACUUGCUGGAAAUCUGCACCAGUAUUUCAUGUAGUAGGAAAAAUAAUAAAACAUCAGUUCCGGCGGGCAAUUCUAGUCGAUCAGUCAAAUCUGGGUAAUGGCGAACCUAUUGUAGUUCUUAAGCGUUCUCCCAAAUUAAUAAAUGCGGCAACGAGCUCUGAACAAAAUAGAAAGCAACAUGAACGACUAUUGAGGCGUAUUACUAAACUAAAAUCUGCUAUGCGAUCAGCUCGUAAAUUGAAAGCAUCUCUUUUUUAUUACCAAAGAUCACCUGACUUUUGUGAACGUGAUUUGAACGCAGAUAUUCAAGGUACCGUAGGACGUAAAUGCAAUCGAAGCAGCUUGGUGAGUAACGGCUGUACGUCACUUUGCUGUGGACGAGGUUAUUCUUUAAUAAAAGAGAGAAAAGCCGAGCGCUGUAACUGCAAAUUUCAUUGGUGUUGCCGGGUUGAAUGCGAACAAUGUCAUUUGGAAGAAUGGAUCAGCGUCUGUAAUUAAUUAUGAGCACAGUUAUAGAGAUACUUGCGAUAUACGAUAUACAUUUAAAUUUUAGAUAAUAUCAAUAUCAUAAACAAACAUAAAAAUAAAUAACUUAUAUUCAAUUAUACCAUAUUAAAAUAUACAGUAUGUAGUUCUGCUUAAUACCUCCA
This is a messenger RNA of Teleopsis dalmanni, 1337 nucleotides long. It is a transcript of the gene Wnt10, whose product is annotated as protein Wnt-10a. NCBI's taxonomy places the organism in Eukaryota, Metazoa, Arthropoda, Insecta, Diptera, Diopsidae. The transcript has 5 exons. The annotation marks the transcript as partial. Gene Ontology annotation, cellular component: extracellular region. Gene Ontology annotation, biological process: cell fate commitment; canonical Wnt signaling pathway; multicellular organism development. Gene Ontology annotation, molecular function: cytokine activity; frizzled binding. The record is from RefSeq and is a predicted model, not a curated record.